Molecule: messenger RNA, 681 nt
Organism: Populus nigra (black poplar)
Lineage: Eukaryota; Viridiplantae; Streptophyta; Magnoliopsida; Malpighiales; Salicaceae
Exons: 3
Coding region: 127-480 (117 amino acids)
Source: RefSeq, a predicted model, not a curated record
AUGGCUUCGAUCCAUGUGAUCUUAUGGCUGGACUUAAAACGCGCAGGCCCUCUCCCCCACAAGCACAAGUGAGUUGUGUUCGAGUCACUUUUUGACUUUGGCAAGUCUAUUUUAUCAGAAACAUCCAUGAUAUAUACACAUAAUUUGAGGGCUUCCCUUAGAUUGUCAGUAAGGAAGCUUGUUCCAGCAAUGGCAGGAAUGCUCUUUCGGUUACUUGUAAGCUUUUUGUUGAUUUCUAACCUUGUUUAUUGGAGCAAUAUUUCAAUCUCAACAAGGAGAACUGGAAGUCAGGUGCAUGGUCAUGAUCAAGUUCGUCCGAUUCUUGACGACACCCACCUGGUACUCCAGAGCAAGAAGAAGGAUCACGAUGAACAUAUCGCACAUGGAAGAAAGAUUGUAGAACUCAACGAUUAUCCUGGAUCUGGAGCCAACAAUCGUCACACUCCAAGACCACAAUUUGGCAGAUGUGUUGAUUGUUAGUUUCUCAAAUAUUAAAGGAGUGCACUUCAGUUAUCAUUCAGUUAUUGUAGGUGUGGAUGUAUCAUAGAACAUUAUUUAGCUGAUGAUUAAGUUCAGAUAGUUUGGAACUCACUAAAUAUAGAUAGUUUGGAAGUCAUUUAUUUUGGUUUCUGUCAAACUAUCUAAAACUUUGAAGAUUAGUAUGAAACUAGAUUUUACCAA